AUGAAAAUUUUGCACAACAAAUGGAUUACGAUAUAUAUUUUAAUAUGCCUACUUUUACUAAUUGGAAAUGUUCACGGUAUUUUUUCAAGUAAAAGUAAUGAUGCUACAAACGACAAACCAACAUUCAUAAAUGAAUUUUAUAAUCAUCUUAGUAAUCUAAAAGAUCAUAUUCUUAUAAAAAUGCUUGGAACUUUUGAAAGUUUGAAACAGCGGGAAGCGUUCAGACUUAGACAAAUUCAGUUUCGAUCAGAAUAUUUAAAAAAUUUUUAUCGUCAAAUAUUUGGGGUAAGAAAAUAUCUCAAUAAAGAAAAAGACCUAACUGAUUCAGAGUAUUUAGAGUCUCUUGAUAAAUUUCAAAGUCAAUUACCACAAUUACCGGAUGUCACAAUUGCUGAACUUUUUAAUUCACGUAUUUAUGAUGUUGACAUUUCACGAAGAGAUUAUAUUGCAUUAACUGGUUGUAUUCUGUGGGCUCCAUUAUGGUUUUGGUCAUUUUCACAAUGCACACUGGAUUAUGAUAGAUCUUUAGAUUUACUAUGA
Dentiscutata heterogama is the source of this 540-nucleotide messenger RNA. The record is from the annotation of a GenBank genome assembly. NCBI's taxonomy places the organism in Eukaryota, Fungi, Glomeromycota, Glomeromycetes, Diversisporales, Gigasporaceae.